GGCUGUGGAAGAGAAGUCAGUUUCAGAGUUACUCAGAUAAGUUGCCAAUGGUUUGCAUAAUAAAUUAAGGCCUUUAGCACGCUCAGAUAGAUUCCAUAGAUGACACUCCUGUGAGGUAGAUGGCGGUAUAAAACUCAACGCUGGUUGCUAACCACCAUUCAAUGCAAACAUGAGGAAGUUAAGACUACGUUUACAUUGAGUCAAUGAUGAUAUCGGGCUUCUUCACAAUCUUUGCAAAUGGAGAAAACCUUUAGUGAGUGGAAGAAACGGUGUCUGAACAAAUGUGACAUAAGUAAGAAAGGAAAUGUGGAUGAAGAUAUUGAGCACUUGGUGUCUUUGCUCAAUAGCUUCGAGGAGUAUUUCACCACCAGUUCAUGCUCCGGACGCAUUACAGUAAUUGACACGGCUCCCGAAAGCUGUGUUGUACAGAAAAAAAAUCUUGUCUGGCUUUUUGUCUCACAUUCAAAAUGCAAAGUUGAUGAUGUGAUGUCUGCUCUGGACAGCUCUUGUGGAACUGCUGUGCUGAAGUUUGAGCCAUUUGUGCUCCAUCUUCAGUGUCGGACACUAGAGGAUGCACACCUAAUGCUUUCAGCAGCUGUCCAGUCUGGCUUCAGGAACUCUGGUCUCACUUUGAGCAAGACUGGGAAGAUCAUCAUGGCAGUCCGCUGUACCCAUAGCCUGGAAGUUCCGCUCGGUAACCAAGGCAAGCUCUUGGUUUCGCAUGAGUAUGUAGAUUUCUUAAUUGGGAUAGCCAAUCAAAAGAUGGAAGAGAAUUUAAGACGAAUUGAAAGGUUUUACCAGAGCAUCCAGACCAUGAUGAAAAACAAGCAGCAAAAACUCCUCAACAAAGAGAAGCGUAUGAAGAAAAAGAAGGAAUCAGUUGUGUCUGAGCAGAGGCAAAAACUAAGAUGUCAAACUGAUGAUUGCCAGAGCAAUGGAGGCAGCAAUGGAAUAGGACUAGAUGAAGACCUGCAAUUAGCUCACUGUUUUAAUAGUGUUCUUGAAAGUAUAUCUGCCCCUGGCACAUUUGCAGGUGUUGAUGGGGGAAACGGAGCAUGAUUGUAAAGUUUGAUAAAUAUCUGGGGUUGCCAUCUUUGUCUCGUCUUGUAUUUGCCAAAACAACACGUCCGCAAUCCCCCUGGUUAAUUUCACUGCAAGGUGUCAUCUUAGCAACCGAUAUGAUGUCAGGUCAUUGACUGAGACUUCCCGUGCAGCCACCCCUCGCUUUUGAGUGAUACGCCAGACCAUAGUUGUUGACAUAUUGUCGUCGAUAAAGUGGAGUAUUCUGACAGAAGUCAAGAAGAAAUGAGAUCACAGGGAUAUUUCAUUGUUUUAGAAUCCACCAAUGACAAUGGCGAGACUGACUCAGAUUCGUCAAAGGAAGAAAAUGCCACGUUGCGCAAGAGAGACGGCCGGGUGGGGAGCACGGCUGCUGCUUGGUGCAGAUGCGAGUCGGAUUCGCUCUGCCCUGCACAUUUAAAGAAGUAGAAGGCGCGGCUGCUGCAUCUGUACCCUCCCUGCAUUCCACCAAAGCAGCUUUUUCAUGGACUGCAAUCCUGUGCCAGCAGAUACUGCCAAUAGUGAUUCAGACUCGCCUUUGAACGGCUCUAUGUCGCGGCUCCUCUCGCCGGAGCUAAGACGAAGCAAAUCUGUCUGCGAGCAUUAGCUGAAAUGGAAAAUUGAAGCUCUCAAUUUUUCAAGCUUGUUGAUACAUGAAACAAUGUUUUAAACAAUCACUCAACAUCAAUUCCCUUGCAACUAAAUAAACACACUAAAAUGUCCCCCUCUGCGACAGUUUUGACAUUGUUUUGGGAAUAUUUCUGAAAAGACAGAAGGCGAUAAAUAAAUAUCACAAGAUUGUCUCAUCAGGAGACGCCUUUUUAAAUAUCGUGUACACAAUGCAAGAUCUCUCCCCUGGUCUGGCUAUAGUUGCACUAGAUGCUGAAAACGUGUUUGAUCAGAUGGACUGGCAUUAUUUCUUCAAAGUCCUUACCAGAUUCAAUCUUGGAGCUACUUUUGGAUCACUUGUUGGACUCAUCUACAAAAAUCCUACGGCACGAAUACUAACCAACAGAGUACUGUCGUCUUCCUUCACACCGGGCAAAUGGACAAGAUGGCCAUCUUUUCCCAU
Hippocampus comes (tiger tail seahorse) is the source of this 2131-nucleotide messenger RNA. RefSeq names its product tRNA-yW synthesizing protein 3 homolog (S. cerevisiae) (gene tyw3). The transcript has 6 exons. The record is from RefSeq and is a predicted model, not a curated record. NCBI's taxonomy places the organism in Eukaryota, Metazoa, Chordata, Actinopteri, Syngnathiformes, Syngnathidae. The coding region runs from base 238 to 1059 and encodes 273 amino acids.